This is a messenger RNA of Acanthoscelides obtectus, 4976 nucleotides long. NCBI's taxonomy places the organism in Eukaryota, Metazoa, Arthropoda, Insecta, Coleoptera, Chrysomelidae. The record is from the annotation of a GenBank genome assembly.
GUUAUGACCUUGUUCCUUUUUUUGUAAUUCCACCUUAUUAAAAUUAACUUAAAAAUAUUUGUCAGACUGCUGUGUAGUAUACGUAAUAAUCCCAAAUUUUAUGACGUGUGUGCUCAUAAUAAGACGCUAUACCUGACAAUUUUGAACAAGUCUCGAUUCACAAAAAAGUGAGCAUAUCAAGUUUUGACAUUCUUGUUAUCUGAUUAAUUUAAUUCAUCUAAAUGUCGUUGAACGGUUCCUUCAUUGAUUAACGCAUUCCUUUACUAGACAAACAUCCAAGAUUCUAUUCUGCAAUUUUGAACACAUUCCGAAUUUGCAUACAAUUUCCUUGAACGGUUUCAUCGAAUGAACGUUGACUCUUCCUCCCAUCUCGAGUUCAAGGCUUCCAAAGUUCAAAUAAUAGUGAAUCACCGUGAUCUUAUUUCUAAAAGUGAAUUCGAAAUUGGCGCCGCGAGAGGUUAUUGGCUCCGAGCCUGCGCAUAAGCCAUUUCGAGCACUUAGAUAUUCGUCGAGAGAACGCUUUCUCCCAACCGGGAGCUGUGUCGGGUCGAGAAUUCUAUGUACAAAUUGUGUCAUUAUGGACGUGGAAAACUCUGCAAAUAGUGAAAAUGCGAGCUCCAUUAGCAACAAAGUCAAAGAAGGUUCGGAAAAUCAACCUGAAAACCAUGUGAACGGCUUAAACGGUUAUUCUGACAAACACAAAAGCCACAAAUCUGAACAUAAGGACAAGCAUAGGGACAAGGAUCGUGAUAGGGACAAGGAUAAAAGUAAGAGUAAAGACCACAAGAGCUCAAGCAAGGAGAAAGAUCGUGAUAAAGAUAGAGAUAAAGACAGGCAUCAUUCCAGCUCAAAAGAUAAAGAUCGCCAUAGCUCCCACAAAUCUUCCAGCAAGGACAAGGACCGAGACAGGGAUAGAGACAAGGACAAACAUAGAGACAAAGAUAAGGACCGUCACCGUGAUGAUAAGAAGAAAGAUAGGGACCACAAGAGUUCCAAUGAUAAGGACAAGGACCAUAAGUCGAGCUCCAGGGAUAAGGAGCGUGAUAAGGACAAAGAAAAAAGGGAUAAGGACCGAGAAAAGGAUAGAGACAGGGACAAGGAUAAGCACAAGCACAGGGACAAGGAUAAAGAAAAAGAUAGGCACAGCAGCUCAAAGGACAAGCAUAGAGAUAAAGAAAGGGAUAAGGAUAAAAAUUCAAGUUCAAAAGAUAAAGAUAGGAAAGAAAAGGAUAGAGAGAAGGACAAAUAUAAAGACAAGGAUAGAAAGAUUAAGGAGGAACAAGAAGAUAAAUUAGAUGGUGUACAGCUUAAAAAGGAAAUCAAAGAAGAAGUAAAACAAGAAGUCCAAGUGAAAGAAGGACCUUACCAAGAACCUAAAGAGGAGAACAGUUCAGAUGAUGAUGAAGAAAAAUUGGUAAUCAAAGAUGAACCUGGAAGUCAAGAUGAGGAUGGUGAAGAGAAUAACCUGUCCCAGGCAAGCAGUUGUGACUACAACCUCAGUCAUUUCAAGAAGGACGAAUCUCAGUUCUCUGAGGGUGAAGAAGGGAUAGAAGUGGACAACUUAGGUGAGCUAGAGCCUAAAGAAGAAGAAGAAAGUGAUGAAGAUGUUCCAUUGUCUGCUAGAGUAGCAAAUUCUGGAACAAAAAGGAAGAUUGAAUCAGAUGACGAGGAUGACAUUCCACUGAUGGCAAGGAAGAAAGUGAAGACAGAAAAAAAAGAGAAGAAAAAGAAAAAACGGAGCUAUGACGAAGAUGACGACGAAGAGGAAGAAGACUACAAGCCUGAAAAAAAGGUGAAAAAGGAGAAAAAAGUGAAGAAAGAGAAAGGUGACAAGAAAGCAGAUACAAGCAUGGACAGCAGCCCUAAGAAGGGCAAGAAAAAGAAGGAAGAGGAAGAACAAGAUGUUUGGAAGUGGUGGGAAGAAGAAAAAAGGGAUGAUGGUGUUAAGUGGACAUUUUUGGAGCACAAGGGGCCAAUUUUUGCCCCACCUUAUGAAAGAUUGCCUCCAGAUGUUAAAUUUUACUACGAUGGCAAAGAAAUCAAAUUAUCUCAAAAUGCAGAAGAGGUUGCCGGUUUCUACGCCAAAAUGUUGGAUCAUGACUACACAACGAAAGAAAUUUUCAACAAAAACUUCUUCAAAGACUGGCGAAAGAUGAUGACAGACAAAGAACGAGAACUGAUUACCGAUUUGAAAAAAUGCGAUUUCAGGAAAAUGCACACAUAUUUCCUAGAAGUGUCUGAGAAGAACAAGAAUAGAACAAAAGAGGAAAAACAAGCACUGAAAGAGAAGAACGAAGCACUUCUCAAAGAAUACGGAUUUUGUAAAAUAGACGGACAUAAAGAAAAAAUAGGCAACUUCAGAAUUGAACCGCCAGGCUUGUUCAGAGGCAGAGGAGAGCAUCCAAAGAUGGGUAAAUUGAAGAGACGUGUAGAGGCUGAAGAUAUUAUUAUCAACUGCAGUGCAGAUUCUGAAAUACCUAAACCUCCAGAAGGUCACAAGUGGAAGGAGGUCCGUCAUAUAAACACUGUCACAUGGUUAGCUUCUUGGACAGAAAAUGUACAAAAUCAAGUGAAAUAUAUUAUGCUGAAUCCAAGCUCGAAAUUAAAGGGCGAGAAAGAUUGGCAAAAAUAUGAAACAGCUAGGAAAUUGCAUAAAAAUAUUGAUAAGAUCCGCGAAGAUUAUCAGAGAGACUGGAAAUCUAAGGAGAUGAAGAUCAGGCAACGAGCUGUGGCUUUGUAUUUCAUUGAUAAAUUGGCAUUGAGAGCAGGAAAUGAAAAAGAUGAAGAUCAAGCCGAUACUGUAGGUUGUUGCUCUCUUAGAGUAGAACAUAUAGAACUGCACGAGAAAAAAGAUGGCAAGGACUAUGUAGUAGUAUUCGACUUCCUCGGUAAAGAUUCCAUCAGAUAUUACAAUGAAGUCCCGGUAGAAAAACGCGUGUUCAAAAAUCUCCAGUUAUUCAUGGAGAACAAAAAGGAAGGCGACGACUUGUUCGACAGGUUGAACACGUCGAUUUUAAAUAAACAUCUGAACGAACUUAUGGAAGGCUUGACGGCAAAGGUUUUCCGUACGUACAACGCUUCCUGGACGUUGCAGCAACAGUUGGAUUUGUUGACUCAAGAUGAUUAUAAUACUGCUGAGAUGAUUUUGGCGUAUAACAGGGCGAAUCGUGCAGUAGCUGUGCUUUGUAACCAUCAGCGGUCGGUGCCUAAGGGGCAUGAGAAGUCCAUGGAGAAACUUAAGGAAAAGAUCGACCAAAAGCGAGAACAAAUUAAAGACGCCGAAAGGCAGGUUAAAGAUGCGGUGAGAGAGGCGAAACACGGCAGUGUAAAAGAAAAAGUGGUAGCAGACAAAAAGAAAAAAAUGUUGGAAAGAAUGAAGGAACAGCUGACCAAAUUGGAGAUUCAGGAAACUGACAGGGACGAGAACAAAACGAUCGCGCUGGGUACUUCAAAGCUGAAUUAUUUGGAUCCCAGAAUCAGCGUUGCUUGGUGCAAGAAGUACAAUGUACCCAUUGAGAAGAUCUACAAUAAGACGCAGAGGGAUAAGUUCAGAUGGGCUAUCGACAUGGCAGGGCCAGAUUAUCGGUUCUAAGUGGAAGAUCAUGUCUACGCAUGAUAUGGGAUAAGUCAAAGCGACAAACUAUACAGUAAUUAACUCUGUACAUUUCCUGCAAAUGCAUGCAAACAUAAUGGAUGACGAAUUGUAUUUAUCGCUACUGUAUUUGUAUUGGAAAAUUAGUAAAAAGAAAAAAAAGGAAUAGAAGAAUGUGGAUACAUCCAAUCAUCGAAGAAAGGCAACGAAAACGUCAUUUUCAUACAUUGUUUGCUGAAGUACAAAGAGAUGAAGAAAAGUUUUUCAACUACUAGGAUGUCGCGAAGUACUUUUUGCGAGUUAGUAGUAGUAGUAGUAGAAAGAUUUAUUUAGCACAUUAUUAGCAGUUUGUGGAGAAAAACUAGCAAAGAAAGAUACACGUAUGAGAAAUGCGAUAACACCAGAAGAAAAACUAGUAAUAACUAUCCGAUAUUUGGCUACGGCCGAAUUACAUUAUAAUUUUCGUAUUGGUAGAUCUACUGCUAGUAACAUUAUCCAAGAAGUAUGCGAAACAAUAUGGAUUGAAUUAGCAGACAAAGUUAUACCGCAAUGUUCAACAGAGAAAUGGAUAGAAAUUGCUAAAGGGUUUCAAACAUGUGCACAGUUUCCCAACUGUAUAAGAGCAAUAGACGGGAAACAUAUUCGGACUAAGCAGCCACCCAAUAGGUGAGUCUAUGUACUACAAUUAUAAACAGUACUAUUCUACGGUACUGUUUGCGAUGUGCGAUGCCAAUUAUUGCUUCACGUAUAUUGAAGUGGGAUCAUAUGGUAAAUCAAGUGAUGCUGGCAUAUUCACAAAUUAUAAACUUUAUGAACGAUUAGUUGAUGGUACAUUGUGAGUCCCUGCACCAUGUGCUAUUGACGAAACGAAUGAAAAAUAUCCUUUCAUAAUAGUUGGCGAUGGGGCAUUCCCCUUAUCCGAAAAUUUGCUUAGGCCUUUUGGAGGCAAACAACUGACACCUUUAAAAGAAACUUUCAAUGCUAGAUUAACCCGAGCCAGAAGAUAUAUCGAAUGCUGUUUUGGUAUUCUAGCCAACAAAUGGCGUAUAUUUCAUCGACCUAUUGACCUCGAUAUUGAUGUAACUGUAACUGUAGUUAAAGCUGCUUGUGUGUUACAUAAUUUUAUAAGGACAAGGGAUGGCACUCGGUCGAAUGACGAGAAGUUAGAUGAAAAUAUCAAUCUUGAAGGUCUAGCACCAGAUACAACCCACAGAGGAAAUCCAUUAUCUGCUAGAGAUAAAUACGCUCAAUAUUUUGUAAAACAAAAAACCGUUUAAAUAAUAAAGAUAGCCAAUAAAAAAUGUUGUUAAUUUGUUCUUAUUAUAAACAAUUAUUAUACCUACCUAACUGCUUCUUUUCGUCAAUUGUGCUGUUUUCUUUUGCA